This is a messenger RNA of Microdochium trichocladiopsis, 428 nucleotides long. RefSeq lists its product as uncharacterized. The transcript is spliced from 3 exons. The annotation marks the transcript as partial. The record is from RefSeq and is a predicted model, not a curated record. Lineage: Eukaryota; Fungi; Ascomycota; Sordariomycetes; Xylariales; Microdochiaceae.
CCUACAAUCAAUCAGAGCGGAUACUUUCCCAUCCACGACCGCCCCUUGGCCAUCUCCAUCGAGACUAAGACUCCCGAGGCAGGCGAGGGCGGUGCUCUUGCGCAGCUGGCUGUGUGGAUUUCGUGCGGCCAUCGGAGGGUCCCUGAAACACUGCGGCUGCCCAGUCUACCUUUUCUGCGUGUGGUAGGCCACGCGUGGACUCUAGGCUUCGCGAUUGAUAUGGGUGAUAAGAUUGCUCUUGUCGACUUUCCUCACGAGAUCGGACAUACGAGGACCAUAGUUGGGGCGUAUAGGCUGUUGGCCAACCUGCGUCGUGUCGUCGAGUGGGCGGACGGCCCAUACCGGGAGUGGUUCGGGAGAGUGGUCUUGGGGUUGGAUAGUGGGAGCGUGUAACACUUUGUCUUCGGAUGGAAGUGUCUAUAGUAGGU